AUGAUGACAUCGGCACCCACAAUACUUGCGACGUGCAAACAGACGCGAUUUCAUCUUCUUGAUGAAAAUCCGUCGAAUGAGGUUGACGUAGAGGGUCUCUUUAUCACCAUCGCCUCGAAUGUGCCCGAGAGUGCAGAUGAUCCCGCCAAAGCCAAAGCCAAGGCAAAGUCGAAGAGCAAGACAACAGGAAAAGAGCUCAUAUCAGACGCGCAUCUGCGUCUGAAAGGCGGCAUCCACUAUGGCCUACUGGGCCGUAAUGGAACGGGAAAGUCAACACUAUUGAGGGCAAUGGCAGACAAGCUCAUUCCCGGCAUUCCACACGUGAGCCGGAUUGCAAUCCUCCAGCAAACCGGAGUGGACGAUGAGUCCGGAGGCUAUGGAAAGCUACGGUUGGACAAGACUGUUCUGGAUGCCGUGUUGAGUAGCGACGAGUCAAAGAAUGAGAUCACGCGCACAGCCGAGGUCCUUUCCAAAAGCUUUGAUAGCGAGGACCCGCUAGCACCAGUCAAAGCGAUUCGUCAGGUCCAGCACCAGCAGGCAGAAAGGGAUCUAUUCCUUGCCAACAAGAACGCCAACCUGAAAAGUGGCGCAAGAGGAUUUCAGGCCAGAAAAGACUUGAAAGUAGCCGAAGAAAAAUUGGAUACGGCACGCGAGCGUAUCGACCAUUUAACAAGACUAGCACAGGAUGCCGAGACAAUUGAUGCCGAGACCGUCCAAGAGGACACACAGGCUGCAGCCGAGGCAAUGCAGAAUCUACAGUCACAGCUUGAAGAUGCAAAGAUGGAAAAAGAAGCUCGCAAAAUCCUGAUCGGUCUUGGAUUCAAAGAAGAGAACCUCACUAAGAAGGUUUCCACCCUCUCAGGUGGAUGGCGCAUGCGAUGCAUGCUCGCCAGCGUGUUGAUUCAAACGCCAGAUAUCAUGAUCCUGGACGAACCGACCAACUACCUGGACCUGCUCGGGGUGAUCUGGCUUGAAAAGUAUCUUCAAGAGCUACGCGAGAGGUCCGAGACGACAGUGCUUCUGGUUUCGCACGAUCGUGACUUUAUCAACGCCGUCUGCGAGGAGAUUGUGAUCGUACGAGAACAGAAACUCACAUAUUUCCGAGGUAAUCUAGCCGCCUACGAGCAAGACUUCGAAGAGCAAAAAUUGCGCUGGGGUCGCAUGAAGGAGGCACAAGAGCGACAGGUUGCCCAUAUGGAAGCGAGCAUUCGUGAGAAUUUGAAAAUAGGGAAAAAGACCAACGACGACAACAAGCUUCGACAAGCCAAGUCUCGGCAAAAGAAAGUGGAUGAUCGAAUGGGCCUGCAGGUCAAUGCCAACGGUCACCGGUUCAAGCUCAAUCGUGACCUUGUUGGAUACCACCUGACCAGCCGUGCGGAAAUCGAUGUGCCCCAAGAUGAAAAGGGGGCAGUCAUGGCGAUUCCCGAGGUCACCGAACUGCGAUUUCCGGGGCCCCUGGUCUCUCUCGAAGGGGUCACCUUCAAAUAUCGUGGGAAUGAUCGAGUCAUUCUCGAUGACAUCAACCUCGUAGUCCAUAUUGGAGAUCGAGUGGGCAUCAUGGGCUUGAAUGGAUGUGGCAAAACCACGUUGGUUCGCAUCCUGAAUGGUCAAAUGUCUCCCUCUCGAGGAAAAGUCACCACCCACCCUCGACUGAAAGUGGGACACUAUGGACAGCACUCGGUCGAAGAGUUACAGGAGAAAGGCCGCGAUGAGCCCAGUCUCACAGCGCUGGGACUCAUGAUGGCCGAGACAGAAGGGAGCCUGAACGAAGGUGCUGUUCGCGGCCUACUCUCAUCCAUGGGCCUGGCCGGUCGCAUCGCCUCCGACGUUCCUGUGGCCAAAUUGUCCGGUGGUCAACUUGUACGGCUGGCGCUGGCACGCAUCGUUUGGAGCUGUCCACAGUUGUUGAUUUUGGAUGAAAUCACCACGCACCUGGAUUUCCAUACAGUCACGGCGCUGGCUACAGCUCUGUCCUCGUUCAACGGAGCCAUCAUCCUGGUUUCCCACGACCGAUUCCUCACACGUUCGGUCAUCGAGGGGAAACGUGACACCGAACACAAGCUCGACGAGGAAUUCGAGGGACUCGAAGAGGAGGAGGACUCCCCCGAAACGAAUCCCCGUCGCCGAUCCGUGUACGUGCUGAAGGCGGGCAAAUUGAGCGAGCAGGCCAAUGGUGUGGAGCAGUUUGAGAAGAGCUUGGUCAAGCGUGUGCAGAAACUGCUUACUACUCGCUGA
Penicillium diatomitis is the source of this 2235-nucleotide messenger RNA. RefSeq names its product ABC-F family ATP-binding cassette domain-containing protein. The transcript has 6 exons. The record is from RefSeq and is a predicted model, not a curated record. NCBI's taxonomy places the organism in Eukaryota, Fungi, Ascomycota, Eurotiomycetes, Eurotiales, Aspergillaceae. Gene Ontology annotation, molecular function: ATP binding; ATP hydrolysis activity. The coding region runs from base 1 to 2235 and encodes 744 amino acids.